Alexandromys fortis (reed vole) is the source of this 2217-nucleotide messenger RNA. RefSeq names its product mono-ADP ribosylhydrolase 1 (gene Macrod1). Gene Ontology annotation, biological process: DNA damage response; peptidyl-glutamate ADP-deribosylation; purine nucleoside metabolic process. The transcript has 11 exons. Gene Ontology annotation, molecular function: ADP-ribosylglutamate-[protein] hydrolase activity. Lineage: Eukaryota; Metazoa; Chordata; Mammalia; Rodentia; Cricetidae. Gene Ontology annotation, cellular component: nucleoplasm. The record is from RefSeq and is a predicted model, not a curated record. The coding region runs from base 116 to 1087 and encodes 323 amino acids.
CACGAGCUGGCACGCGCCACUCUCGUCCCAGAGUAAAUAAGCGACCGAGCCCGACUCUCCUGAGCACCGUAAAUAGAGUCCGAGUGGGCGGAGAGCCGCCCGGCACCGCCUGCUCAUGUCGCUGCAGAGUCAAGUGUCCGGCCGCCUGGCACAGCUACGCGCGGCGGGGCAGCUGCUGGUUGCCCCGCGCCCCUGGCCCGGCCGCUCGGCGGGUGGCCCGCGGCCCCGCGGCAGUGCGUGCAGUCCCUCGGUGGCGAUAAGCGCGCACAGCCUCUGCGCGUGGCCCUCGGCGGGAGUUGGGGCGUGGGGGGCAGCGGGGCGUGGAGCCUGGGUGCGCACCUGGGCCCCCCUGGCCAUGGCCGCGAAGGUGGACCUGAGCACCUCCACCGACUGGAAGGAGGCCAAAUCCUUUCUGAAGGGCUUGAGUGACAAGCAGAGGGAGGAGCACUACUUCUGCAGGGACUUCAUUAAGCUGAAGAAGAUCCCCACAUGGAAGGAGACCGCGAAAGGGGUGACUGUGAAAGUGGAGGACCCCAAGUAUAAGAAGGACAAGCAGCUGAAUGAGAAAAUCUCCCUGUUCCGAGGGGACAUCACCAAGCUGGAAGUGGAUGCCAUUGUCAACGCUGCCAACAACUCCCUGCUCGGAGGUGGAGGGGUGGACGGUUGCAUCCACCGGGCUGCGGGACCCCUGCUCACGGAUGAGUGCCGCACCCUGCAGAACUGCGAGACAGGCAAAGCCAAGAUCACCUGCGGCUACAGGCUGCCAGCCAAGUACGUCAUCCACACAGUGGGGCCCAUCGCUGUGGGCCAACCCAGUGCCAGCCAGGCGGCCGAGCUGCGCAGCUGCUACUUGAGCAGCCUGGACCUGUUACUGGAGCACCGGCUGCGCUCGGUGGCUUUCCCAUGCAUCUCCACAGGCGUGUUUGGGUACCCCAAUGAGGCGGCAGCUGAGGUAGUGCUGACUGCGCUGCGGGAGUGGCUGGAGCAGCACAAGGACAAGGUGGAUCGGCUUAUCGUCUGUGUGUUCCUCGAGAAGGAUGAGGACAUUUACCGAGAGCGCCUGCCCCAUUACUUCCCAGUAGCCUGAGGCUCCUGAAGCCCACCCUGAAUGGGACUGACCCACCUGGGCCUGUGGAACCUCGCUCCCAACUCUAAGAGAGGUCUCGGAAGCCAACUGCUUGUUCCAGCCUGACCAGCGCUGGGUUGUCCUUCCCCUCAGCGUAUCCUGCCCUCUUUCAGAAGCCUCUUAAUAAAGCUGUCUGAUUCAGCCUCACUUGUCCAAGUGCUGGGGUCUGGGUCUGACUGGGGCCCAGGAGGAAGGUAGCCCUUGGUAGGAAUAUGGUGUCUUGGGCACUGUUUUUGCUUCAAGAGGCUACAAGAGCCCUGGGUGCACCAGGCGGGUGAGUGAGGCAUUGGCCAGACAGCAGAGGCGGCGGCAGUACUUCACAUUUAUUGAGGGCCUGCCCCCAAGGAGCUCACAGCCUGGGCUGAGACCCCACAUGUGCUGGGUGGGAGGAGAAAGCGAAGAGGCAGGUAAUGCAGAUAUGGCUCAAGCAAGAGGGUGCAGAGCAAGCACAGGCAGGGGACUCUGGGGAACAGUACAGGCAAGCCUUGCCUAGACAUGAGGCCUUAUGUUCCUCCCACACCAGGCCAGCUCCUCCACCUACCUGGUCAGCCUCCUCCCAUAACCUCUCAUCUCAGGACUCCUCAAUCAUGCAGACCCCUGGAGGUGGGCAGAAAGCUGUGACCUGUGGGCCCUGGCCAGAACAGCAAAUCUAGAACUAGUCUAAGGGGCAGCUUAGAGUAUGGGUGACCAGAGACCUCCAACCAAGUUCCCAAGGAACUUCCAAAGUUCCCAUGAAAACCCCUAGAAAGUCAAGGAGAAAAGGGGGCAGACUUUAGGGUGGGUAGAAAGCAGAACUCCAAGGAACCUGGAGGCCUAGCCUCCUCAAACUUCUCUUGGCAGAAAUGCUUGGGGGUAACUAGGUAGAAAGCUAGGGGAUCCACCCUGGGGGAAGGGACAGCCAGGCACACAGCAGCCAGCGGGCAGGUAAGGCAGGUAAGGCAGAGCAGGGAAACGCACACUCGGGCUCACCACCAGCAUCCCCUUUAAUAAAACAUGGAAGGUGUGUGACAGGAUAAGGGAGGAGUGAAAACAUGACCAUUUACAACCACAAAAAAAAAAAAAAAAAAAAAAAAAGAAAAAGAAAAAAGAAA